Molecule: messenger RNA, 966 nt
Organism: Rhizophagus irregularis DAOM 181602=DAOM 197198
Lineage: Eukaryota; Fungi; Glomeromycota; Glomeromycetes; Glomerales; Glomeraceae
Biological process (GO): multivesicular body membrane disassembly; neutral lipid catabolic process; piecemeal microautophagy of the nucleus
Cellular component (GO): membrane
Molecular function (GO): glycerophospholipase activity
Source: RefSeq, a predicted model, not a curated record
AUGUCGAAAAAUAAAUUAAAGUCAGCUAAAUUGGAUUGGAGGGACAUACCAAAAUAUAUACCACUUAUAAAACAUUGGAAGACUCUCAUCAAUCUAGCUAAGUUGACAUAUAAUGCUUACGUCAAACCUGAAGACCAAGAUUGGUAUGAUCUCGGUAAAAAAUAUGGAUUGAAUGAUACUUUUGGAUGGGAUCAAGAUGGUAUCCGAGGUUAUGUUUUUGCUUCAAAUGAUAAUAAGACAUUAGUCAUUUCGAUUAAAGGAACUAGUAUGGGAUUUGGUGCUGGUCCAACUGUAGGCAACGAUAAAUUUAAUGAUAAUCGGUUGUUCUCGUGUUGUUGUGCGUACGUAGAUCGUACAUGGUCUUCAGUCUGUCCUUGUUACCUAGACAAUUACAGAUGUAAUCAAGAUUGUUUAGAAAAGAGUGUGGACGAAGACGAAUUAUACUUUGCAAUUACUUUGAAUAUGGUCGAUAGAAUCAUGAAAGAAUUCCCUAAAUCAGUUAUAUGGAUAACAGGACAUUCACUUGGCGGAGCACUUUCUUCAUUAAUAGGACUAACGUAUAAUAUACCCGCAGUAGCGUUUGAAUCUCCAGGUGAUAGACUGCCAGCACGUAGAUUACAUUUACCUCAUCCACCCGCAUUACCAGCGGAAAAAAUGAAUAUUUGGCACCUCGGCCACACGGCAGAUCCCAUUUUUAUGGGUGUUUGUAACGGAAUUCGCAGUUCAUGCUACGUAGGUGGAUACGCUAUGGAAUCGAAAUGUCACGUUGGAGUUACAUGUUCUUUUGAUUCCGUAGAGAAAUUGGGAUGGCGUGUUGACAUUAGAUCACAUCGUAUUCAGGAAGUUAUUGACAAAAUAUUGAACGUUUGGGAGACUCUUUUCGGCGAUUUUCCUCAUUGCUAUUCAGAUGAGGAUGAAGAAGAAUGUGUUGAUUGUGGUCUUUGGGAAUAUAUUGAAGGCAUUUAA